CCACUGCCACUUUUGUCUGUCACCCUGUGCUGCUGUGGUUUCAGAUACCAACUCUCUCCUCUCACACACACACACUCUUAUUAUUAUUAUUAUUAUUUUCUUUUUUUAAAUACACACACAUUCACACUCUCUCUCUUGAGCCUGCCCAUUAUCAUGGGUUUCCGUAUAAAUUUUGUCAGAGACAAUAGCUGCCAUAAAGGCAGCAUAGUUGCAGCAGAUGCAUCAGUGUUUGCAGUCUGCACAAGACACACACCAUCUCUAUAAUAAAGGGUUUGUUCUGCUUUUCAAUUUCUUUAUCUGUCUUUACCCCUCAAGCACCCAAAUUCAACUUCUUCUUCUUUUUUCUCUUUUUUGAGGUUAAUUUCAGCCUGGGCAACCAAAUUCUCAAGAAUCAAGAUGAUGAGUACAACAGCAGGUGAAGGUGUAAGGAAUCAUAGUGGAAGGUAUCCCUUCACAGCCACUCAAUGGCAAGAACUUGAACAUCAAGCACUUGUUUACAAAUACAUGAUCUCUGGUAUGCCUAUCCCCCCUGAUCUGCUUUUCACCAUCAAAACAAGUCUAGAUUCUUCUACAAAGCUCCUCCUUCACCACCAGCCACCUCAUCCCUCCUCAAUUGGAUGGAACUGCUUCCAGAUGGGAUUUGGGAGAAAAAUAGAUCCAGAACCAGGAAGAUGCAGAAGAACAGAUGGUAAGAAAUGGAGGUGUUCAAAAGAAGCCUAUCCUGAUUCAAAAUACUGUGAAAGGCACAUGCACAGAGGCAGAAACCGUUCAAGAAAGCCUGUGGAAGUCAACAUGUCGUCAACACCAACACCCAAAACACCACCAACCGCCAUUCCAAUGAUCCCAUCUUCCAUCUGUACCAAAUCCCCAAAUUACCCUUCUCCCAAUUCACAUCCACUCUCUUCUUCUUCUUCUGACUAUUACCAUAAUAAUAACACCACCCACCUUCCAUCUUAUUCUAGACCUUCUUCUAAUGUUUUCACACAAGACCACUUCUUGUUGGAUUCUAGCCCAUACAUGAGCAGAAAGGGGUAUGGGAUGAAAGAGGUGAUAGAUGAGCACUCAUUUUUCUCAGAAUCUUCUGGAACCAUCAAGACUGAUUCUUGGCAAUUGGAACCACUGGCUAUGAACAAUUCAUCCUCAAAGCAAACAACUUUUUCUGAUUAUCAUCAAAACAGAUACUCAUAUCAACAACAGCAAGAUCCAGGCUAUUAUGAUCAACAACUGGCUUUGAAAAUUGACAGAAAUGAUGAACCCCAGAAAGUAAUGCACCAUUUCUUUGAUGAAUGGCCACCAAAUGAUGAUAAUAACAAAGAUUCUUCUUCCACUACUCAGCUCUCAAUAUCCAUCCCCAGUUCUGCUCGUGAUUUCUUCCUCUCACAUAAUGCUGGUGAUAAAUGAGGGUAAAGGGUUGUUGAAACAGUUACCAAAGAAGCACUUCACUUGGUUAACAGUAUCUAGUAAUGAGAGCUUUUGCUGUGUUUACAUUUUUUUUUUUUAAUUUUUAGUUUGUUUUGUCUUUUUCUGAUUGAGUUGGGUCAAUCAAAUCUCUGAAAUUUUUGCAGCAUAUUUUGUAUGUUUGCUGAAGUAGAUUGACAUCUUGAAUAUAUAAAUAUUUGGUUUUUCUUUUU
Messenger RNA from Helianthus annuus (common sunflower), 1631 nucleotides. Its product is annotated as growth-regulating factor 1. Lineage: Eukaryota; Viridiplantae; Streptophyta; Magnoliopsida; Asterales; Asteraceae. Bases 397 to 1401 code for a protein of 334 amino acids. The record is from RefSeq and is a predicted model, not a curated record. Gene Ontology annotation, molecular function: ATP binding. Gene Ontology annotation, cellular component: nucleus. The transcript is spliced from 4 exons. Gene Ontology annotation, biological process: regulation of DNA-templated transcription; DNA-templated transcription; developmental process.